Messenger RNA from Aspergillus saccharolyticus JOP 1030-1, 354 nucleotides. RefSeq lists its product as uncharacterized. The transcript has a single exon. Lineage: Eukaryota; Fungi; Ascomycota; Eurotiomycetes; Eurotiales; Aspergillaceae. The record is from RefSeq and is a predicted model, not a curated record. The coding region runs from base 1 to 354 and encodes 117 amino acids.
AUGAGCUCACUCGCAGCUGCUCCGGAUAAUGGGCGAGACGGGAUGAAUGUGGUUGUUGCUACUGUUCUUCUGGUUGCAACAGAAGGGGUCAUCGAUUGUGACAGAGAGGUAGAAGAUAAGGAAUGUAUAGCAGGUCUGCUCGAGUACGACAAGCGGCGCCUGCAAGCAAUAAAGGCUAAGGCUGGGGAGCAGGAGGAUCUCUGCGAUUGUGUAAUGGCAGAAAGCGAAUUCGCCGCCGAUGAGGGGUGGCGAACCUGGCGGGAGGAGCCAGAUUCCUGGCCGCGUCCGGCAUAUCGAAAAGCGCGAUCGAUCCUCCACGACCUGGGCAAAGAAGACCCCCGCCAAUACAUCUAG